UUUUCGGUUUCCCGCUUUCAGAAUUUCAAAUCACUGACUGGAGAGCUUACAAAGUUUGUGUUGAUUACUUUUGUAAACAAAAUGGAUUGGGUACAUUUCAAGUGAACUAAAAUUCGACACUUUGGUGAAUAGUAAAAUUUGGUGCUUACGAAGCGGAGGAAAAAAAUGAAGCGGCUCUCUCAUCUAUGAACUUGUGAUGGUGCAUUUCAGAGGCAUGCCUCGCGUUCGGGACGUCCUGGGUCGGAGUGUGGACUGGACGCGCUCUCAGAUGGACCGAGGGUCGAAGCGCCUGUGGGACCUGAUGACGUCCAAGGCUUCGGUCAAGGAGACGCAGGGCGCCCCUGGCGGGAAACGUUGGCAACUGAACGCACUUCCUCCCAAAGCAAGCCCCCCGCCCUCACCCUUACUGCCCUCGGAGAUCAAGUACUCGGCCUCCCUUGUGAGGGGCCAGGCGGUGGUGCACGCCGUCCUGGGGCUGCUGCUCUUUGUUUUCGGCGUCAUCGGGUCUCACCGGUGGGCGGCGCUAACCUGUGUGCCGAGCUUGGUGUGCGGGAUGACGGGUGUGUGGGCGGGUGUGUGUGGCGGACUAGCCCACAAAAUUUGGUACAAGAAUUGGGCCAUCAAAAGUUUCUUUGUAUCGUCGAGUGCCGUGGUUGUGCUCUCGGUGCUCGCACUUGCGCUCACUUUCUACCUUGCGCUCACAGCGUCGCCAGCGUACGACGAGGACCGCUUCGUGUACGAAGACGUCGCGCUCGAUCGCGUCGUCGCCAGCGACAGCGGCCGAGAGCAAACAGAAGAAAUCGUCGGUGCGACGUUUUUUGAGGUCCAUAAGACGCCUCCCAGCCAAAGCCUCAUAGGCAACAUAGUUGUGGGUCUCCUACUUCAGCUCCUGAUGGGGUUGUGGUCGCUGGUGACGUCAUGGCGAGGUGUUCAGGCCCAAGAGUUCACCACCGCGCGCAGGGAAGAGCUCCUCCAGCAGGAGCUUGCCGCCCAGGCCUCCCUUAAUAAAAAGGAUCGGGACGCUGAAGGUGGAGUCCCUUGCACGGUGCCCCUAGCUGCCAUCUACCAACUGCUGCAGUCGCACCCCGAGCUGCUACAGAGCACAGCAGAGCGUCCUUCGUCGCGCCACUCCAUGGACUACCGCGAGCGGGUCUCCAGGUAUCUCUCCAAGACGUGCGAGGCAGACCCCAUAUCGAUCAGGAACGCAUCCCCUUCUCUCUGCGAGUCGAGCGGAACAUUAGGAAGCACCAAGCCGUCCCCUAUGGAGAUCGCAACACGUAACGAAAUGGCGGCUUCUGGAAAAACAGACGCAAAUAAAAAGGAGCUUUCCGAUGAAAAAUCCCCUUCGGUGCCCACUAUAAGUGGGAAUGACCCUGCCACCAUGAGCAGCUCGUCGAAUUCACCGUCACAGUCUUCGUCUCCCAUCGAUGCACCAAAGUCAAACGAAAUUGAUUCCGACUCUUCUUCAUCAUCGCUAUCCAGGAAGGGUUCGGUGUCAUCCAAAGGAAACAGGCGAACAUCGAUGAAAUCGGUCGAAUUCAAAGAACCGCUUUCUCUGGUUCUCGGUGCUAAGACUUUUUCCCCUCUUUCUGCCCACAUUAUUGACCCAUCAGAACUGGCUUGGAUAAGAAGCCGCCAACGAAACACGAGAUCUUUUAGCGAAGUAAAUUUUCCUUCUUCAUUACAGAGGGAUUUGGAAUAUCAUGCAAAGUUUGGACAACCGGGGAACAAACCCCCUACAGCAUCAAAGAAAGAUUUUUUCAAACCAAAAUUAAUUUUUAAGAAUGAUCUUCGCAAUCUUCUCAAAAGGCCUGGAAAACAGAGGAGAGGCAGUUUAUGCCCAUCACAAUGCUACGACGAAGCGGAGGAACGCAACGCAUGGGAAGAAGGCAUGGCUAGUUUUAAAAUUAGACUUGAUGGAGAAGUAAAUAAAGACCCGACAACAAAAAUUAUUACUACACCUGAGCCAGUCAGGAGUUGUCUCGUCAGUCCGUCCCGGCGCAGGAAAAGGAAAGAUAGGAAGCCACCCCCAAUUCCAGUAAUAACUGAAAACGGGGCAACAUCGCCUGCUGAAAAUGAUAGUUGUGAAAAGGAGGUGAAAAGUGUGGAACUGAAAAAAUCCUCAUUGACCAAAAACGAAGAGUUGUUCAAACUACCGACUGCAGAUCCGGAGAUUCCUACUCCACCCAAAACCUCCAGAAAUCCAAAAAAGCGCUCUACAAAAUUUAGGGUGACAGCUGCAAAAAUUGAUGAAAAACCGACUCGCUCUGAGCCAGAUGAUGACUCCAUCACCACGACUCCAUCAUUACGUGAUGACGCGAGCAUUGCGACCGACAUGGCCACCGGAAUUGAUGUUCCGUCUACUGACAGUGGCGUUUCUAGCAUCGAUGGAAGUGUAGCUAAUGUUAGCGCUAACGAUUUAAGUCCUUCUGUAAGUAACAUCGAAACUCGUGAUGUAUUUGCAUCUGAUUCAAGUUCUACGAAGGCUCCGUCGGACAUUCACUCACAAAUCGACAAAAAACUUUCUGAAGGAGAGUCAAGUGCUGCAAUAGUUGCUCGUCUAUCCACGCAAUCCGUCCCGGCAGACGAAACUAAUAAAGACGAAUUUAAGAGUUCGGUUACAAAUAUUCCCACUGAAAAUGUAUGUGCUAAGACAGAAGCAGUUUUCAAAAUUAUUACCAUUGUUGAAAACGAAAAUCUCCCAGCUAUAGAAACAAGUGCUACAAACCCUGCAUGUCCCAGUGAAGUUUCUUCAGAUGACGACGUAGCUGUACCGAUAGAGAUGCUUAAAGUGAACUCUGAGAGCAUUAGCAGAGAAGUUUUACCCUUGAAGAAAAAAGAAAGUUAUCGUGGACAAAUUUCAGAUUCUCCAGAUGAAAGUUCGAAACCGAUAAAACAUGAAAUCGAUUCUGGGCACUGUAAAGUUCUGCCAAAUGUAAACGAUGACAAAAAAAGAAACGAAGAAACUUCUUCGAUUACAAGAGAGGUCCCGUUCGUGAAAAGCGUAAUCCUCAAGAAUAAAGACACAACUAUUGAGAACGAUGCUCCAUCCGCAAAGAAUGAUCGAGUAUUGACCAGAGAAACCGUAUUGGCUGAAGAAGACCCAAUUUCAACUCUUAAUAUUGCUAAGCCUGCACAGGUUGAAUUAAGUGCAAAAAAAUCUUCCUCUCCUGUCCCCGCGAAGCAGUCAAGAGACGUCAAAAUUUCUUUCCGGAGCCUCAAAGAUGAAACCUCAAUACCAACAUCUUUUGGUUCAAUCAAGUGCAACAAAUCUUUUGAGAAGAUUCUAGGCGCUAUUUUAAGCCGAACCCAGAACAGCGAAGCUUCGAAACCUGAAUCGCCCAGUGAAGAAAAGAAACUUUCAGAAUCGAAACAUGAAGCGAUGGCACAAGCUUCAGUCACUAAGAGCCAAAUAACAGGACCAGUGGAUGUAGAAAUAGUCGAGUUAAAUGAAAAAAGUGCUGAUGUCAAGGAGGUUCCCCCUAAGGCUCUUUCUAUCGAGAUAAGGCCUUACAAAUGCACUAGUAUCAGAGACGAAAUAAACGCGGCCAAAAAAAUGGGUGUCAUUAAAGCCACCGCCGUCUUGUUGAUGGCAUCGCUAGCCUAUGCCUAUCCGCAUUUUCCCGGACACCCUAGAUUCUACGACGAGGGCCUUCAAUCUAAUCAACCUACUGUCAACGUUUUCAAGAUUUAUGCUCCAAGAGUCUUCUACAUGCCAGGAUACAAGCCACAAGUUGGCAGGAGUGAAUCCAACUUCCUUGAGAACAACAAGCAGAUGAUCAAUGAGCCAACAGAAACAAUCCUCGAUGGUCUCAUUCGCACAGAAAUGUUCCCGGAAUCUCUGUUUGGUGACGACUCGGAUAUGAUGCAGUACAACGAGGAGUUUGUGCCGGAGCCAAGCAGUGUUGUAAGCCGUAAACUUCCGCUCUACAGCUCGUUCAGAGGCCCCUCUAUGAUGACUGAGAUGGAGCCGUCCAUGAAAAUGAAUGAUUAUUACUCUGCCAGAGCAAAUGGGCGACAGAAUUUCCAGGACGAGUCUGUUCAAUUUUUUCCAGAUAAUUUGGAUAUGCACGAUGAAAAUUGCAACCACAUGCACCAUUUCCUGAGCACAGACGGUGGUUAUCCGAUUUCAGGACUGUACCCUGAUUUCGCGACUAUCCAAAUUUUGGACCCUCUCUUUUUAAACGAAAUCGCUCCUAAAUCGAAGCCAAUGCGAAGCAUGGAGAAUGCUCCUCUGUCUGUUGGGAAUGAUAAAUUGUUCCAUGCAAACCCAAUUGGACCUUUAAGCAGUUUUUUCAAGAACCUAAUCUCAAGCACUGAUAAUGGAAACGAUGAAAUUGAGGCGCAACUGGUUACCACAGUCUCAUUCGGUGCUCCAGAAAUCGUCAAACGCAAUGAGGUCACGCCAGCGAACGCGCCGGCCAAAGCGGAUCCGAAGGAGUCCAGAAGCGACGGAGAAAUCGACUUCAUUAUCACUGAAAAACUUGAGCCUACAGCCGAAGUUGAAAAAGAUGGAGACGGAGAAGAUAAUGACGAUGAAAGUUCAGUGGAAGAAAUCGAGAGAAACUUCAUCAAAACUGUCCUGCCAGACAGAACUUUCGUCACCACAGAAGUGACCAACGAAAAGAAAGUUGACGAUAGCAACAACAGAAGCGCUGAAGAUAAGGAUGAUGCCGUUCCUAUGAAGGAAGUGGAAGUUAACAUCGUCAAAACCAUUCUUCCGGACGAUUCUUACCUGGUUAGUGAGGCUGGAGGUGAAAACGAAAAAUUCCAAGACGACGUCAUUAGCAUGAUCCAGAACUCAGAUGUUACUGCGACUGACAGAUCGACGGGAUCGGUCUUCAUCAGCCGUUAUCUUGAAGCACCUUCUGCUCCAUAAUUCGUUUCAUGCAGUUUAAUAUUUAGUUUGUUGUUAUCAGGUUGUGAUUGCUGCAAUAGAUGCCUUUUUAUGUUAAAGACAAAAAAAAUGUUAGAGAAAUUUUUCCGAGACAGCUUUUGUUUUAUCCGUGUAUAUCCAUCCUGUGCACUGUACAGCGUUCAUACCUCUUUUACCAUGUGUAACUUAGUUCAGUGCCUCCAACGAGUAAAAUGCUGUAUAUCAAUAUAGCUGGAUUUUUUUCAUGCAGUUAAUUUCAUUUAUUUCAUUGGUGGUCUUCUGUGAUAAAGUAUCUUUAAAAUCUGUAACAAAAGUUUCAAAAGUUGACUUGAGUUUUAAGUAAAUUAUGCUAAGUUA
Messenger RNA from Hyalella azteca, 5233 nucleotides. RefSeq lists its product as uncharacterized. Lineage: Eukaryota; Metazoa; Arthropoda; Malacostraca; Amphipoda; Hyalellidae. The transcript is spliced from 7 exons. The record is from RefSeq and is a predicted model, not a curated record. Bases 197 to 4879 code for a protein of 1560 amino acids.